CGCCUACCCCGCAUAGCAGUCCCUGCAGCAGAGCUGGUGUGACAUGGGAAGUGAGCAGUGCAGGGGAAAGGAGGGACACGGCUUAGUACCCCCCACUCCAGAGCAAGUGGAAAACAGACAUCAAACGGUUAUUUGUACUGCAGUAGGGACUAGGCGCACUAGCCACGGAGCAGGCCCCCGUUGUGCUAGGGACUGUACGAACACAGAACAAAAUGAUGCUGCCUGCCCCAAAGAGCUGAUGGCUUGUGACCGAGAGUCCUGAGCCAGUCGGGCUGCAUGCUGCCCUUUGCGCUGGGCAGAUCGUCAGUGGCGGUCAGUUUAUCCCGUUACCCAUGGAGGCCAGAAACACUAAAUUCCAUGGUAAGGCAGACAGAGAAAGGGAGAGUGAAACAUUUGCUGGGUCGCCCUUAUCAGCCACAGCUGUCUUCUUUGGACUGUUCCUUACCUGAUAAGGAGACGGGAAUGUGCUGAAAUAACUUUAUUGCUUUCUAUCUCGGCUCUUGCCUUGGUUAGGUUUGAAAACGAGGGAGGGUUCGGGCUUUAUGAGCUUCCUGCUAGCACAAAGAUCUGGCCACUAGCCCCACCUGGGAAGUCAACAGCCGUGUCUGUAAGAAGUUCCCGUGCCGUGGUUCCAGACAAGGUGGACAAAUGUAGCUAGGAAGCAACUAGGCAAGAAAGCUGAAAUUCACAAGCCUGCUGGUAGAGAAAUACUCCGCCCCUUUCCCCCACACACACACCCUAAGUACUGCUGGUAAUUACGGGCCCCACGUGAGUGUCUGAGCUUCUCGCCAGCCAUGACUUUUAUUCUUCUGCACGCACCCCCACGUGAGAUGGGAGUUUUAUUAUCCCAUUUACAGAAGGUGAAGCUGACUUAUGGCGAGCGCAGGGGUGAUUUUUAAAGAUAGCAGCAAGUUGCUGGGAAACCAUCCACCUGUGUACGGGACGCUUCUGCAGGGCCCUGGUAAAUCCUGCAUGGAGGUUAGCGGUUACCAAAGCAGAACAUGGCGGAUAAUCCUUUGCUACGUCUUCUCUGUGCUGACGGCAGGAAUCCUAUUGAUCGUCUUUCGCUGGAAACCAAGCCUGGAGGUCCGAGCAAAGUGCAGACCGUGUGCUCUGCGGCAAGCCGACUGGAUCAUAAUCACAGAUCAGUUCGGGCAGUGCUUUGUUACCCAGGUGCAAACUGAACAGCUCGGUGAGGGCAGCCUUGAGCAUCAUCCUGGGGCCAGAGCCGAUGAUGGGAGAACCAGCGUCGCCGUUGGAGUGUUGGACGAUGACGACAGCAGAGACACAGUCCGGCUUCAUAGGAAGGAGGAGAAAAACAUCGUGCACUACUAUCUCUUUGAAGGGUCACGCUACGUCUGGAUUGAAAGACGGCAGGCGUUCUGCAAAGUCAGAUCCACACUAACACGGCUACCCCUCCGAUUUUUGGUGCAUGUAUUUUUCAGUGUCUUAGAUGAUGGCUGGACCUGUGCAGACAUCCAUCUCUCCCAGUCAGGCCUCAGCCAGCAAGACCACAGCACCAGGAGAAAGGUCUAUGGGCCAAACCUGAUUGAUGUGCCGGUCAAAUCCUACCUCAGGCUGUUGGUGGAUGAGGUGUUGAAUCCCUUCUACAUCUUCCAGGUUUUCAGUAUCAUUUUGUGGCUCUGUGAUGCCUACUACUACUAUGCUGCCUGCAUAUUCGUCAUCUCUGCAGUAUCCAUAGGGCUGUCUCUCUAUGAGACUAGAAAGCAAAGCGUGACAUUGCAGAACAUGGUGAAGAUGGUCAUCGGCGUGAGAGUCCUCCGAGCCGCUGGAGAGGAGGUGGUGAGCUCUCUGGACCUGGUGCCGGGUGACUGCAUCAGUCUCCCCUCCGACGGGUUCUUCGUCCCCUGCGACGCUGCGCUGCUGACCGGCGAGUGCAUGGUCAACGAGAGCAUGCUGACAGGGGAGAGUGUCCCAGUGAUGAAGACGCCUUUACCCAGUGACCCCCAAGCUACCAACAUGAUCUAUUCCCCCGAGGAGCAUAAACGACACACGCUGUUCUGCGGGACUCAGGUCCUCCAAGCCAAAUCCUAUGUGGGCAAGGAGGUCCUGGCUGUGGUGACACGCACAGGGUUCUGUACGGCCAAAGGGGACCUGAUCAGCUCUAUCCUCUACCCCAAGCCCGUGAGCUUCAGGUUCUACAGGGAUGCGGUGAAGUUUGUCCUCUUCCUUGCAGUUCUGGCUCUUAUCGGCACCGCAUACAGCAUCGUGAUUUUAAUUAAAAACCAGGUUCCUCUCCAGCAAAUAAUCAUCCGUGCACUGGAUGUCAUCACAGUCAUCGUGCCCCCGGCUCUCCCUGCUGCAAUGACCGUGGGCACCAUCUAUGCCCAAAACAGGCUGAAGCAGCACGGCAUCUUCUGCAUCAGCCCUCCUCGGAUUAACCUGUGCGGGAAAAUCCGCCUGGUCUGCUUUGAUAAGACAGGGACCCUCACAGAGGAAGGCCUGGAUGUCUGGGGUGUCGUUCCUGUGGAGAAUAACUGCUUCCUGCCCAUCACCCAUGAGCCCCGCUGCUUGGCCGAUGGCCCCUUGCUGUACUCGCUGGCCACCUGCCAUGGUGUCUCUCUGCUGAGGGAGCAGCCCAUAGGAGACCCCAUGGACCUCAAGAUGAUGGAAUCCACCGGCUGGAUCCUGGAGGAGGCCACAGGGGAGGAGGCCAAGCUGCAUGCAGGCCAGCACUUCGGGACAAAGGUCCUAGCGACGAUGAGGCCGCCCCCUCUGGAAGAACAACCCCACGGCAUGAAACACAUGGUGUCCAUUGGGAUUCUCCGUCGGUUCCCGUUCUCCUCCUCUCUGCAGAGGAUGAGCGUCCUGGUGAAGCUGCCUGGCGACGCCCCUUCAGAGGCGUACAUAAAGGGGGCUCCAGAGAUGGUGGCCAGUCUCUGUAAGGAAGAAACAGUCCCUCUGGAUUUCUCCCAGUUGUUACGACACUACACUGCAGAUGGUUUCCGGGUCCUGGGGCUCGCCUACAAAACGCUAACUACUGUCAGAACCUUUGAGGAAGCUCAGCAGCUGACAAGGGAAUCCGUAGAGAGUGGAAUGACUCUCCUUGGCUUCCUAGUGAUGAGAAACGUCCUCAAGGCAGAGACGGCCCCUGUGAUCCACCUGCUGAGGAACGCAAACAUCCGCACCGUCAUGGUGACAGGGGACAACAUGCUGACCGCGGUGAACGUGGCCAAGAGCUGCCGGAUGGUGGAGCUGAAGGAGCGGGUGGUGUUCGUGAACGCCUCGCCGCCCAGCCACAACAAACCCGCUGCCCUCAAAUUCAUCCUCUCCGAUGACUCCCAGGGGCAGGAGCAGCCACAAGGCCUGUACCAGCAGGAUGGCUGUUCACUCGAGCAGCAGCCCUGCCACUUGGCACUGAACGGGAAAUCCUUCGCUGUGGUCUGUGAACACUUCCCCCACCUGCUACCCAGGAUCUUGAUUCAGGCCACGAUUUUCGCUCGCAUGUCGCCGGACCAGAAAACACAGCUGGUUUGCAGGUUACAAGACCUUAACUAUUGCGUGGGGAUGUGUGGGGACGGCGCCAACGACUGCGGAGCGCUGAAGGCGGCCGACGUGGGGAUCUCUCUCUCGGAGGCGGAGGCCUCCGUGGCUUCACCGUUCACCUCCAGAAUCGCCAACAUCGAGUGUGUGCCCGUGGUCAUAAGGGAAGGCCGAUGUUCUCUGGUCACCUCCUUCGGGGUUUUUAAGUACAUGGCCCUGUACAGCCUGGUGCAAUUCGUCUCAGUGCUUCUACUCUACACGAUUAACACCAACCUGAGUGACUUCCAGUUCCUCUUCUUUGACCUGGUCAUCACUAUGACCGUGGCUGUGCUGAUGGGCAAGACCGGACCUGCCAAGGAGCUGGGCACAAAACGUCCCCAGGGGGCACUGAUCAGUAUCGUUGUCCUCGGCAGCCUCCUCUUCCAAACAGCUGUGUUGAUCACAGUUCAAGUCAUGAGUUACUUCAUCACAGUCUCACAGAGCUGGUAUAUCCCGCUGAACAGCACGGUGAGCGCCCCGCAGAACCUGCCCAACUACGAGAACACCGUGGUGUUCUGCAUCUCGGGCUUCCAGUACCUGAUCCUCGCUGUCGCCAUGUCCAAGGGGUACCCCUUCCGGGAGCCACUGUACACCAAUGUGCCGUUCCUGCUUGUCCUUGUUGCUCUCUUCGGCCUGACGAUUGGGAUAACUCUCUACCCGCUGGGCUUCGUGAGAGCCGUGCUGAAGCUGAAAGACAUAAGCGACACAAGCUUCAAGAUGCUGCUGCUAGGCAUAGCCACACUCAACUUUUUCACAGCCUUCAUGCUGGAGGCCGCCCUGGAUCACGGCAUGCUUAACUGCCUGCGGCAGCUGCGCCGGAAGAGGGCCUCCAAGAAGCUGUUCAAGAGGCUGGAGCAGGAGCUCAGUCAGCAGCAGCUGUCCUGGCCGCCAUUGAACGAACCGCUCUUCGCCACGCCCAAAAUGUCCAUCUCCGGGAGCUAGCCCCGGCCCCUGGAGAGCCCUCGCUCCAGGGCCAGUGUCCGUGAGUCCAGCAACACCCUGGGGGAGCUUUCCAGCCUUCCCCAACACAGCUCCAUUUAUUUAUGUUCAUCUGUCCAUCGCUGCCUUCCCCAUGGGCUCUGGCUAUUGCAGGGUUCUCAGUGCCCAGCCCCAGUGAGACUCCUCAUGCUGAUCGCCCCAAGGUGCUCGCCUCAGGGGAUGGAUGCGGGAGGCAGAGGAAGGGCCAGGGAGCCCAUCUCCCCUGGGAUGCAAGUACUCAACCCGACCUCACUCUGGAAAGCAGAGCAGGUGGGGUUACCACGGGGAAGGCCUCAGCAGCAUUACCACAGAGCAGCUGCCCUCCGCUCGGAAAACUAUUCCAGCUCUCUGGCGUGCCUGGGUCAAGCACCAGUCAGGAUCAGAUACAAGCAAGUGACUGGUCCAGUCGCGCCUGUGACUCAGAAAGAGGAGCUGUCCAGGACUGCUGCUGUGUCGUAGUCACAGCACCCUGUCGAAUGGUUACCUUCCCCGUAAGGGGCCCCAGCUGAUCCUUCAUCCCCUGUGGGACUGCACUCUUUCACUUGCUGUGGGUGGCUAGGUCAGAUCCACAGCUGGGUGAUUUGCCCUGGACUGGGCAUGGAGCAGUCCUCACAGCUAUGUUGCACCUUGUCGGGGAGAGAUGGGGGGGGCAAUGUUUGAAAAGGGGGAACCCCUCCUGCCCUGCACCCUUGUGCCCUUGGUGUUAAAAGCCACUAAUAAAAGAUGGCCUCUAUUGCCAUGGUGCUGCACUCGUCUUGUGGCUCCUCUCACUGUGAACAAGCCACCUGCAUCCCUCCGCAGACGAGGUGGUGACCUCCAAACGGCCACACGUAGCAGACACUGUUAGCUUGCCAGACCUGUGUGCAACCCAGCUGCUGUAGCAAACGAAAGUGUUACCUGCCACGUGUGAUGCUCAUCGCUCACUGAGAAACAGGCAUGACAAGCUGCUGGAACGUGACAGAGGAUGGGAUUAGAGAUAUUUAAUUAAGAAUAUUGUUGAGAGCUGUAUUUAUUCCAUCCCCCCUCUCGCCUGUUCAUCAGAGCAGGUAGAAUUGUAGCAGUCGGCUGUCCUGUCCAUCCAAACUGAUCCUUGUCUCCACUCUUGGGCAGCGCAUGGAUUGCUGCUACUGUUCCAAGAAGCUGGGUCACUUGCCACCACUGUACUGCAGAAGCUGCGAGCCAGAUGCCAGGUUUGUGCACUCCCACUACUGAUGGGUCCUCUGCUACAACGUUACUGGUGACGCUUUGGCAAAGUGAUGGAAUUGAAAUGGAAAAUGUGUAGCAUGUACGCUCUGUUUUUAUUUGUCAAAGUGUAUCUAGAGGGUGUGUGUGUGUGUGUGUGCGUGUGUGUAAAUCAUGUCCAAUCUCCAACUUCGCUGUGUUGCUUUUUUUUGAGUGUAUCUAAUAAAUGAACAUUAUUUUCUUGAAAA
Molecule: messenger RNA, 5951 nt
Organism: Gopherus evgoodei (Goodes thornscrub tortoise)
Lineage: Eukaryota; Metazoa; Chordata; Testudines; Testudinidae
Gene: ATP13A2
Product: ATPase cation transporting 13A2
Exons: 29
Coding region: 874-4485 (1203 amino acids)
Biological process (GO): regulation of autophagosome size; regulation of mitochondrion organization; intracellular calcium ion homeostasis
Cellular component (GO): membrane
Molecular function (GO): ATPase-coupled monoatomic cation transmembrane transporter activity; ATP hydrolysis activity; P-type ion transporter activity
Source: RefSeq, a predicted model, not a curated record